CUCCCUCCUCCCUCCUCCCUCUCUCACACACCCCCGCUUGGGCCUCCUCUCUCUCUCCGGCUCCAUUUUCUCCGCCGCCGGGGGCCGGGGUCUCCUGUGGGGGGUCCAGCCGGUACCCCAGGUCUCCCUUCAGGGCCGGGGUGAACCCCCGGGGGAGCCGGGAAGGGGAUAGACGGGCGGGGGUUGGGGCGGAGGGAGCAGCGGCCCCAGCGAGUUUGGGGGGGAAGUAACCAGGCGGGGGAGGGGCAGAGCAGGGAGGGGGCCUCAGGGCCCCCCCCCAACUAUGGACGAGCGGCUGCUGGGGCCGCCCCCUCCAGGCGGGGGCCGGGGGGGCCUGGGAUUGGUGGGUGGAGAGCCUGGGGGCCCUGGCGAGCCUCCGGGUGGCGGAGACCCCGGUGGGGGUAGCGGGGGGGUCCCGGGAGGCCGAGGGAAGCAAGACAUCGGGGACAUUCUGCAGCAGAUAAUGACCAUCACCGACCAGAGCCUGGAUGAGGCCCAGGCCAAGAAACAUGCCCUAAACUGCCACCGAAUGAAGCCCGCUCUCUUUAGCGUCCUGUGUGAAAUCAAGGAGAAAACCGGCCUCAGCAUUCGGAGCUCCCAGGAGGAGGAGCCGGUGGACCCACAGCUGAUGCGCCUGGACAACAUGCUUCUGGCAGAGGGUGUGGCUGGGCCGGAGAAGGGGGGGGGCUCAGCCGCAGCAGCUGCGGCCGCUGCAGCCUCCGGGGGCGGCGUGUCCCCUGACAACUCCAUCGAACACUCGGACUAUCGCAGCAAACUUGCCCAGAUUCGCCAUAUCUACCACUCGGAGCUGGAGAAGUAUGAGCAGGCCUGUAACGAGUUCACCACCCACGUCAUGAACUUGCUGAGAGAGCAGAGCCGCACGCGGCCCGUGGCACCCAAGGAGAUGGAGCGCAUGGUCAGCAUCAUCCACCGCAAGUUCAGCGCCAUCCAGAUGCAGCUCAAGCAGAGCACCUGUGAGGCCGUCAUGAUCCUGCGUUCCCGCUUCCUGGAUGCCAGACGAAAACGCCGGAACUUCAGCAAACAGGCCACUGAGGUCCUAAAUGAGUAUUUCUACUCCCACCUGAGUAACCCCUAUCCUAGUGAGGAGGCCAAGGAGGAGCUCGCCAAGAAGUGUGGCAUCACUGUCUCUCAGGUCUCCAACUGGUUUGGCAACAAGCGGAUUCGCUAUAAGAAAAAUAUUGGGAAGUUCCAAGAGGAGGCAAACAUCUAUGCUGUCAAGACCGCCGUGUCAGUCACCCAGGGGGGCCACAGCCGCACCAGCUCCCCGACUCCCCCUUCCUCCGCAGGCUCUGGCGGCUCUUUCAAUCUCUCAGGAUCCGGAGACAUGUUUCUGGGGAUGCCCGGGCUCAAUGGAGAUUCCUACUCCGCUUCCCAGGUGGAAUCACUCCGACACUCAAUGGGGCCAGGGGGCUAUGGGGAUAACCUCGGGGGAGGCCAGAUGUACAGCCCUCGGGAAAUGAGGGCAAACGGAGGCUGGCAGGAGGCUGUGACCCCAUCCUCGGUGACAUCCCCGACAGAGGGACCAGGGAGUGUUCAUUCUGACACUUCCAACUGAUUUCGUCCCUCAGGGCCACAGGGGUGGGGGCUCACAAGGUGACUCUUGAAGAGGAUGCAGGCAUCCAGAGGACAAACCCCAGACACAGGAGAAGCACAAGACAGAGAAGGGCAAAUGGGGUCGUCCCCUCCCCCACCAGAUUCUCCGUGCUGGGGGUGCUGAGUACAUGGCAGGGAGAAUGGGGUCCCCUAAGGGGAAAGUGGGGUCUGUCUCCCCCUUUUUUCCUUUAGUCUUUUUUUCUCUCUCCCUUUCUUACACAGAAACACACCUAUAAUCCUUUUUCAGAUCUAUCAUACACACAUGUACAGCUAUUCUGUUUCCCUCUCUCUGUCUGGUUUCUACCACUCUCCUCCCCCACCCCUUAUCUACUCUGGGAUCUGUGGAGACGCCAGCCUUGCCCCACCAGAGAUGCCAAAAAUGGGGACACAACUUCUGGACAGAGGACUUGGGCCACGCCCCGUGCCUCCCACCCCCUGCCCCUCCAGACGGCUUUAUUACCUCAUACGCAGCUCAUCUUAAACCAAUAGAAUCGCUCGGUGGACGAGAGUGUCUGACUCAGAUAUCUACCUCGGAGGGAGUUUCUGCUACUUUAGGGAAUUGUUGACUGGGCUUCGGGGUUGAUUUUUUUUUUUUUUUUUUUUUGGUGGGGGGAGAAAAAGAAACCCUAGAACCCAUCUGUAUUUUUAAAAAUUUUUUGGUUUUUUGUUGGUUGUUAAUUUUUAGUUUGGGGAAGUAGAUGCUUUUAUAAAUAUGUUGAUUUCUUGU
Messenger RNA from Rhinolophus ferrumequinum (greater horseshoe bat), 2341 nucleotides. RefSeq names its product PBX homeobox 2 (gene PBX2). The coding region runs from base 284 to 1576 and encodes 430 amino acids. Lineage: Eukaryota; Metazoa; Chordata; Mammalia; Chiroptera; Rhinolophidae. Gene Ontology annotation, molecular function: RNA polymerase II cis-regulatory region sequence-specific DNA binding; DNA-binding transcription factor activity, RNA polymerase II-specific. Gene Ontology annotation, biological process: regulation of transcription by RNA polymerase II; animal organ morphogenesis; neuron development. Gene Ontology annotation, cellular component: nucleus. The transcript is spliced from 9 exons. The record is from RefSeq and is a predicted model, not a curated record.